This is a messenger RNA of Eurytemora carolleeae, 1704 nucleotides long. RefSeq names its product sin3 histone deacetylase corepressor complex component SDS3. Gene Ontology annotation, cellular component: Sin3-type complex. Gene Ontology annotation, molecular function: histone deacetylase binding. Bases 32 to 1033 code for a protein of 333 amino acids. Gene Ontology annotation, biological process: negative regulation of transcription by RNA polymerase II. Lineage: Eukaryota; Metazoa; Arthropoda; Copepoda; Calanoida; Temoridae. The record is from RefSeq and is a predicted model, not a curated record. The transcript is spliced from 6 exons.
AACUUUUUAUUAUGAUUUUAGAAAUUUAAUAAUGUCUGGUAGAGGAGCAGGCGGAAACAGUCCUGGUAACGCAGCUGAACCUACCACACAUAGUUCUUGUUUAUCAACGAGGAAAAGCCCGGGGAUUCUACAGCCGGAGGAUGAUUUCUUCAAGUUCUACACAGACGAGAGCGAGGGAGGGGGUAGUGGUGAGGAUACUGAUGAAGCGAGUGAGACGGAGAAUUUUCAGAAUAGGGAAUAUACCGAGAUCAAGGAACAGAUGUACCAGGACAAAAUGGCACAUUUAAAGAAACAGUUUCUUCAUUUGGAGGAAGGAAUCCAUCCUGAGUAUACAAGGAAGCUCAGAAAAGUAGAACAGAGCUACAGAGAACGAAUGCGUAUUAAUACUGUGGUUCGAGAACUUGAGCUGGAGAUGGCAGAGCAAGAUUUUCACGUAGAGGAAAAAGCUGCUCUAAGGGAAUUCGAAGAAAAGAAGAUAUACCUAAAGGAACAACUCGUUGCUGAACUUGAGGAGAAGCAAAGAAUGAUUGAGCAGGAGAGAACCAGCAUGGAACUUACGGGAGACAGUAUGGAAUUGAAACCAAUCAAUACCAGAAAACUUCGACGCCGAGGAAAUGAGCCGACAGAGUCGCGCAGUUAUCCUGGAGACAAGCGACGAAAGCCGCCACAAGCUACCUUAACUUACCUCUUGGAGGAUUCAGAGAUUUCUGACGAUCUAAAGAUAAUUAACAAAACUUUAAAGGAUAUCAAACCUCCGAAUAGUCCUGCAGCUCAAUCCUCCACGUCCUCAUCUCCAAGUGUAUCUAGAGACGCGCGCAUAGAGAGUGGAAAACUCUUUUACGAAAAACGCUGGUUUCGACGCGGGCAAACCGUUUACGUCGAACAAACACGGGAAGGAACUUACGAGGCGGUGAUUUCUGCUGUUGCUACGGAAGCUUUAUGGGUUAGACGACAAGAUGACGGUAGUAAACAAAAAAUAUGUAUUACCCAGCUGAUUAAAGGAAAAAUAAUUCUGAAGCGGAAAGCAACAUGAAAAUAGAUAAUUAAAUUAAGCAACAAAAAAGGCCAACUUCCCCUUUCUACCGUUAUUAAGCAUUUGAAGAUGGUAAAAUGGUGAACAUUUAAAUCAUUAUUUAACGAAUUAUUAAAAGGGAAUCCGGACUAUUAAGGAAAUUAAAUUUUAUGUUCUUUCAUGUUUGGAUUGGGAAGUGAGUUUAUUGUCUGUUCUCACAUGGGUGUAUAUUAUGUUGAAAAAUCAUUUUAUUUUUUUCUCUCCAAGUUUAGUAAGUUUGUGUUUAUUUAAAGAUCAAAAAGGAAGAAAGGGUAACUUUUAAAAAUACAAAAAAAAAAUAGAAAAUUUAAAUGAAAGAGUUAUCAAGAUUCAAGAACUAGGUGCAAAGGGUAAAAUUAGAAUAAAAGAGGUAUUUUUAAAAUGGCAAAAAAGAAAAGGGCUAAUAUUUUUUACAACUUCUGCGCUUCCUACAAACAAAGUUAACAGUGGGGGAAAAAAAUGUUUUAAAAGGCAGGGGAUGGGAAUGAUUUUAGAAGAAAAUAUACACCCCUUAAAAAUUGGAACGCCUGAAUUAAGUGGAAAGUAUAUGGAUCGGAAUGUAGUUUUUGAAAUUGGGGAAAAUUAGAAAAUACAGCUUUUGUUUGUCAAUGAAUUUUUUUUUAACUGUAUUGAUCUUUUAUAAAUAUUUUUGG